UUCUGGUUGUAGUAGUUUUUUUUGUUUGGAAUAGCAGACUCGCUUCUCAACAAAGCUGUUUUGUUAGUGUCUUUUUUUCUGCUAUGGGUCAGGGGUGGAAGCGGGUCCACUUAUUGGUUUUCUUGAUUUUCUUGAAACAUGCUGUUGGAUAUGAAGGCUGGAUUUCUCAGAAUGUUCAGCCUCAGAAUCGGUCUGUCCACAAGCUCUUUUCCCCUAGUGAAGUCCAGUCUUCUGUGUUGGAGGCUCCAGUGACUGGAAGCAUUCCUGUUGAAGAAGUGGCCUCUAAUAUGUUUGCUGGGAAGAACCCAAAUGCCAGCAGGCCUCUAUUUUCCCUUUCACGUCAGUAUGUAAAAGGAGGCUUUUCCAGCAGCUAUGGAUCUGUGUCUCAUACCCAAAGUGCACCAAGUGUCUUGGACAGCAUUUCGUCACUGCUACAACUCCAGGGUUCCUCCAGUCCAAAUGCCCAGGAUGUAUUUAACCAGUCAACUAGUGGACAAGGUUCCUAUAGCCAGUCUUCUCCAUAUGGUUCUGGACUGCAAAGAGUUUCUGCUGAACUUGCUUCCACACCAGUCCGAGGUGGUAGUUCCAUUGGCUUGUCCAUCCUGUCAAAGCUUGGUCUCUCACCUCUUGAUGUUUCUGACCCACUCACCGGUGAUCAAAGCUCCUCAAACAUGUCUACAAGUGCUCAGAGCAGCUCUGGCCUUCAGUUGGGAGGAACCUCUAGUCUGCUUCCUGCAAAGAGUAGCUCUUCCACAGGGUCCUCAAGCAGUUCCCGCCGUUUCUUUACUUCUACUUAUCAGGGCAGCUCUGGGUCACAACUGGCAGGAGGUUCCAGCCGGCUUGUUUCUGCAAGUGGUUUGUUCACCCAGUCUCCAAGUACUGAAAGUCAGGAUACCCCUGGGUCCUCGUAUGCCAAGCUUGCUGCCUCACCCCUAGAUUUUAGCCAGUCUACCACUGAUCAGAGCUCUUACAGCCAGUAUACACCAAGCUCAGAGAGCGGAGUUGGCACUCAACUGGCAGCUUCCCAUCAUCCUGUACCUGGACAGGGUAGUCGUUAUGGUUCAUCUGUCGAGCUUCAAGAUGCCACUAGCCAGCAUGCUCAAACUUUUUCCUUUGGUGCAAAACUGCCUGUGUCCAGUCAGUACUAUCAAGCAACUCGGAGUGGUUCUCUAUCUCAAAGCCGACUAUCUCAGGAGCCUUCAGCCUCAAGGACCCAAGGACUUCAGGCAGUGUCACAAGGAUCUGGUACAUCACAGAGCAGUUCUUGGUCUCCAAGUAGGUUCUCUUCACUGUCUUCUGCAGGAGGUUCUCUCGGCUCUACUGAUGGCUCUUCUGUACAGUCUCAACAUGCCUCCAGCCAGAAUGCCCUGGCUUCUUUGGAUGCAAAAGUGCCUUUGUACAGUCAAGCUGCUAAAAGUAGUUUAUCUUUGUCUCUGAGCUCUCCAUCUCAAGGCUCCAAGGCUCCCAGUAGGUUAUCUACCUCAGCAGUAAGUCCUGGCCAAUUUGCCUCCAAACAGGAAGGAAGUGGCAGGUAUAGUGGCUUGUCCAUGCAGUCUCAAAGUACCUCAAGUCAGCAUAGUCCUGGGUCCUCUGCAUAUGCCAAGCUUGCUGCCUCACCCCUAGGUGUUAGUCAGUUAACCAGUGGACAAAGCUCUUAUAGCCAGUAUACAUCAAGCUCCCAGAGCAGGGCUGGCACUCAGCUGGCAGGCUCUAGUCACCAUGCACCUGUGCAGUCAAGCACCUUUACUGAUGGCUCAUUCCUCCAGCUUCAAGGUACCUCUAGUCAGUAUGCACCUGUGUCUUUGGGUUCAAAAGGGCCUGUGUAUAGUCAAACUGCCCCAAGUGCAUCCUCUGCUCUGAGCCAGACAUCUCUGUGGGAACCUUCCACUUCUAGAUGGUCCCAAGGUUUUCAAACCUCUGGAGCUGUGGCAUCACAAAGCGGCUCUCCCUCUCAAGGUUCUAAGUCUCCCAGCAAGUUCUAUACCCUUACCUCAGCAGCAAGUCCCAGCCAAUUUGCCUCCAAACAGAAAGGAAGUGGUAGAUAUAGUGGCUUGUCCAUGCAGUCUCAAAGUACCUCAAGUCAGCGUAGUCCUGGGUCAUCUGGAUAUGCCAAUCUUGCUGCCUCACCCCUAGGUGUUAGUCAGUCAACCAUUGGACAAAGCUCUUACAGCCAGUAUACAUCUGGCUCCUGGAGCAGAGCUGGCACUCAGCUGGCAGGCUCUAGUCACCAUGCACCCAUGCAGACAGGAAGCAUGUUUAGUGGUGGCUCAUCUCUCCAGAUGCAAGGUACCUCUAGCCAGUAUGCACCUUCUCCUUUGGAUGUUAAAGUGCCUGUGUACAGUAAGGCUCCAAGUGGACCCUCAUUGUCUCGGAGCCAACCAUCUCAAUGGCAGCCUUCCUCUAAGUGGUCCCAAGGUUUUCAAACCUCUGGAGCUGUGGCAUCACAAAGCGACUCUCCCUCUCAAGGUUCCAAGGCUCCCAGUGGUCAGAGCACCUACAGCAAGUAUACAUCAAGCUCCCAGAGCAGGUCUGGCACUCAGCUGGCAGGCUCUAGUCCUUAUGUGCCUGUGCAGUCAGUAAGCACCUCUACUGAUGGAUCCUCUCUCCAGCUACAUGGUACCGCUAGUCAGUAUGCACCUGCUUUGGAUUCAAAAGUGCCUGUGUACGGUCAAGCUGCCCCAAGUGCUUCCUCUGCUCUGAGCCAGACAUCUCAGUGGGAACCUUCCACUUCUAAGUGGUCCCAAGGUUUUCAAACCUCUGGAGCGGUGACAUCACAAAGUAGUUCUCCCUCUCAAGGUUCCAAGGCUCCCAGUAAGUUCUCGACUCUUACCUCAGCAGCAAGUCCCACCCAAUUGGCCUCCAAACAGGAAGGAAGUGGUAGAUAUAGUGGCUUGUCCAGCCAGUCUCAAAGUGCCUCAACUCUGUUUAGUCCUGGGUCCCCUGCAUAUAUCAAGCGUGGUUCCUCCCUGCUUGACGUUUCUAGGCAUUCUGCCAGUGGUCAGCGCACCUACAGCAAGUAUACAUCAAGCUCACAGAGCAGGGCUGGCACUCAGCUGGCAGGCUCUAGUUCUUAUGUGCCUGUGCAGUCAGUAAGCACCUCUACUGAUGGCUCAUCUCUGCAGCUGCUAGGUACCUCUAGCCAGUAUGCCCCUUCGCCCUUGAAUGCAGAAGUUCUUGUGUACAGUCAGGCUGCUCCAAGUGGACCCUCAUUGUCUCAGAGCCAACCAUCUCGAUGGCAGACUUCCUCAAGGUGGUCACAAGGUUUUCAGACCUCUGGUACAGUGGCAUCACAGAGUAGCUCCAAGGCUCCCAGUAGCUUCUCUACACUUCCCUCUGCAGCAGGUCCUGGGCAUUUUGCCUCCAAACAAGAAGGAAGCGGCAAAUAUAGUGGCUUUUCCAGCCUGUCUCAAGGUACCUCAAGUCAGUAUAGCCCUGGGCCCUCUGCAUAUGCCAAACAUGGUUCCUCUCUCGAUGUUUCGAGCCAAUCUACAAGUGAUCCAAACUCUUCUGGCCUGUAUGCAUCAAGCUCCCAGAGUAUGGCUGGAACUCCGCUGGCAGGUUCUAGUCCCGUUCCUGUUCAGACAGGAAGCACCUUUACUGGGGGAUCAUCUUUCCAGUUUCAAGGUACCUCUAACCAGUAUGCACCUUCUGUGUCCAGUCAAUACACUCGGGCUUCUUCAGGUGGAUCCUCCUUGACUGGCUCAGAGGCAUCUCAAAAAUGGCAGCCUUCAGCCUCUACUUGGAGCCAAGGAUUUCAGGCCUCUGGUACAGCUGUACAUCAGAGCAGAUCUUCCCCUCAAAGCUCUCAGACUUCCAGUGGAUCUUCCUUCCUGCCAGCCCUGAGCCCUUCUGUGGAUUCUGUGGCCCAGGGGAGCCAGAGUUCUAUCUCUAGUCCUCUGAGGAUCUCAAGCUUCUUUGGUGUAGGACAACGACCCUCUAAGCUCUCAGCUCCGGCUGCUUCUGGCUCCCAAAUCCAUAGCCAAAUAUCUCCUGGUCUGUCCGCUUCAGUUCAACACCCCUCAGACUCCAUGACUUCAUCUCUUGGCUCAAGUGUCCAAGGAGCUUUACAAGGUAUUUUUUCUGGUCAGUCCAGUUCCACCUACGGCCAGACACCUUCAGGCUAUUCCAAACCAUCCCAAAGUUCCUCUGCUACAGGACGGUACUUCUCAUCUGUCAAGGGCUAAGGGACUUCCAUGCACAUUCGUGCUGUGGAAUGUCAGAGCUAAAUGGUAUAAAGCUGUGCUUUUUAAUCUAACUUUGAAGCAAUAAAUUGUUUAAUAUGAA
Molecule: messenger RNA, 4284 nt
Organism: Sinocyclocheilus anshuiensis
Lineage: Eukaryota; Metazoa; Chordata; Actinopteri; Cypriniformes; Cyprinidae
Product: mucin-19-like
Exons: 4
Coding region: 84-4184 (1366 amino acids)
Source: RefSeq, a predicted model, not a curated record